GCCUGACAGGCAAGACUAAGGGCAUUCAUACCACCUACUGACGUCAGAAGAAAAAUCCAGGAAGCAAUAGUCCGUACGUGGCCUUUUCACCAUAGUCGACAUCUGCAAGAGGUUCGCUUCAUUCAAAAGAAAUGGAACUCGAGGCUAUGACCAGAUACACCAGUCCGGUGAACCCGGCAGUGUUCCCCCAUCUCACCGUGGUCUUGUUGGCCAUUGGUACUUUCUUCACCGCCUGGUUCUUCGUAUAUGAGGUUACAUCAACAAAAUACACAAGGGACAUCUAUAAAGAGCUGCUGAUCUCCCUUGUGGCUUCGCUGUUCAUGGGCUUUGGUGUGCUCUUCCUACUACUUUGGGUCGGCAUCUAUGUUUAAAGAUAACUGGCUUCAAGGAAAACAUUCCAGCAGAAUAAAGGACUUCACUCAUGUUUUUCAGGAUUCUGGAUUUAGUUGGAGGGCACUGACAGGUUUUUUUGGAUCAUAUGGACUCAAGUAAAGGCAGAUUUGUACAACUUU
This is a messenger RNA of Oryzias latipes (Japanese medaka), 512 nucleotides long. RefSeq names its product transmembrane protein 258 (gene tmem258). NCBI's taxonomy places the organism in Eukaryota, Metazoa, Chordata, Actinopteri, Beloniformes, Adrianichthyidae. Gene Ontology annotation, cellular component: oligosaccharyltransferase complex. The record is from RefSeq and is a predicted model, not a curated record.